AAUUAUGCCUACGUUUCGUCACCCCGGUAUCACCGUCAACGGGGUUCGAAGAACAAGAACGUACCAUUACUAUUGGUGUAGGCGAUGCCAACGCUCCAUUAGAACCACCACCACCAACCCUUCCGAAAUACUAUGCCCUGUUUGCUUCGGUCAAAUCAACCACGAGCUCGACAUUUCAAGGCCUAGGCCUCUCCUCGAACCGGGCUUCGAGUCGUCUUCUGGGGCCCGCUUGCUCGACUCGUUGGCCCGCAUGCUGGACCCCCCAAUUCCAAAUGCGACCCACCGGGCCUCAGUUCUACUUCAGUUCAUAGGGCCCGAUGGGCGCACCGGGCCCGUUUCCCGGCCGUCUUCUGAUCAAGGACUGGAUGAGUUAAUCCAAGAAUUGACUCAGAACGACAGGCCGGGCCCACCAACGGCGUCCCCAUCGGCUAUCGAGGCACUGCCGGUGGUGGAGCUGAGGGGAGAAUACUUGAAGAAUAACGAUACGUGUUGUCCGGUUUGUAAGGACGAGUUCGAGGUCGGGGUUUUAGUGAGGGAGCUUCCGUGCAAGCAUUUCUAUCACUCGGAUUGCAUCGUCCCUUGGCUACACAUCAACAACACGUGUCCGGUUUGUCGGUACGAAAUACGAGGAUUAAACAACAACAACAACAACAACAACAACAACGACGCAAGUAACAAUAACUUUUUCGGAGACGAUUACAAUUUCGAGGGUUUUAUGUUCGGAGAAGGAGAAGAAGCGGGCGAGAUGGAAUAUUCCGAAAACUGGAGGUGGGCCCAUGAUCUCUUGUCAUUGAGGCCAUUCAGUUUGGUUAUGAAUUGGGCACAACUCUGUCUUGAUUUUCUUGAUGAUAGAAUCAAUGUUUCUCGUGGAGGUAGCUGGUGGAGAUCUUGGGGGGGCAUUCCUUAAUUAGCUCUCUCCUUUUUAAGGUAAAAAGAAUAUUCCAAUUAGAUACAUAUAACUUAAAUUAGUUGAUGAGACUAACAUGAAAAUAUUGUGUUAAAAAAAAUGAGACAAAAUUCAGCAUAUC
Molecule: messenger RNA, 1028 nt
Organism: Erythranthe guttata (spotted monkey flower)
Lineage: Eukaryota; Viridiplantae; Streptophyta; Magnoliopsida; Lamiales; Phrymaceae
Product: putative E3 ubiquitin-protein ligase RHC1A
Biological process (GO): protein ubiquitination
Cellular component (GO): cytoplasm
Molecular function (GO): ubiquitin protein ligase activity
Source: RefSeq, a predicted model, not a curated record